Molecule: messenger RNA, 1226 nt
Organism: Calypte anna (Anna's hummingbird)
Lineage: Eukaryota; Metazoa; Chordata; Aves; Apodiformes; Trochilidae
Gene: C1QC
Product: complement C1q C chain
Exons: 3
Coding region: 119-856 (245 amino acids)
Molecular function (GO): protein binding
Source: RefSeq, a predicted model, not a curated record
UUGACUUCCUCCAGGAGGUGUCCCAGGGAGUCACCCAGGCUGUGCUGAGCAGGGAGGCAGUGACACCACAGCCAGGGGACUCGGGGACCCCCUGCUCUUCCUCUCAGAGGGCACCAAAAUGAGGCAGAGCUUCUGGGAGCAGCUCGGGCUGGUUCUUGCCCUCCUACUCCAGAAUUUGGGCUCAGCUGUGACCAGAGAUGCCCCUCACAGCUGCUAUGGGGUUCCAGGCCUGCCAGGACUGCCAGGUGUGCCAGGCAAGGAUGGUCGGGAUGGGAUGAAGGGAGCCAAGGGUGACCCAGGCAUCCCGGCCACUCCGGCAACACAAGGACCCAAAGGCAUCAAAGGGGAACCAGGUAUCCCUGGCUUGCCUGGGAAGACUGGUCCCAUGGGUCCCCCUGGUGCCCCUGGAGAGCCUGGGAUGGUGGGAAUGCUUGGAGAGCCAGGUCUGCCAGGCAGCUACAAGCAGAACCACCAAUCAGCCUUCUCGGUGACCAGGCAGACAGCAGAGCAUCCCCCCAAGUUCAUCCCCGUGGUGUUCAACCACAUCAUCACCAACACCAACCAGGACUACAACACCACCACGGGCAUUUUCACCUGCAGCCUCCCUGGCCUCUACUACUUUGUCUUCCACACCUCACAGACAGCCAACCUCUGUGUCAUCCUCUCCAAGAACAGGGAGAGGAUGGCCAGCUUCUGUGACCACAAAACCAGCAGCCUCCAGGUCAGCUCUGGGGGGAGCCUCCUCCAGCUGGCUGCUGGGGACCAGGUCUGGCUGGAGGUCAAUGAUUACAAUGGCAUGGUGGGCAUGGCCAACUCUGACAGCAUCUUCUCAGGCUUUCUGCUCUUCCCAGACUAGAGGACCACCAGAGCAUCCCAUCCCCCAGCACACCAACCCCUCCUGCUGCUGAUUCUCCGGAUUUCUCUGCUAUGUGGGAAGCUCCAGUGAGGGGACCCAAGCCCUGAGUGCAGCAACCACUGCCCAAGGAGCACAGGACCCUCUGGAUCCCCACAGGUGAUGCUGCCAAGCCCCCAGGUCCUGCUGGUACUGCCACCUGCGCCCAUCUGGAUAAGCUCACAUCACCUUCUGCUGGCAGAGCCUGAUGUCUCUCUGCUUCUCUCCCUUCCCACCUGGGUGCUGCCAGGGACACAGAGGUGACCUGGAGCACAGGAUUGCAGCAGCACCUUCACCAUCACCCAACUGUAAAAAAAAAAAAGUCAAUAAAACC